Molecule: messenger RNA, 492 nt
Organism: Gossypium arboreum
Lineage: Eukaryota; Viridiplantae; Streptophyta; Magnoliopsida; Malvales; Malvaceae
Product: RING-H2 finger protein ATL66-like
Exons: 1
Coding region: 1-492 (163 amino acids)
Source: RefSeq, a predicted model, not a curated record
AUGGAACCACCGAUCAGCAUGAUAAUUGCAAUACCCGUAGGGGUCAUGCUUGCUAUCCCCAUUAUCAUCAUAAUACUUAUUUUCAUGGUAUUUCUUGUCUGGUCUUGUUUAUACUUCACGGUCGUGUUUAUCUUGAUGCUGCUCCAUUGUUUUUGCCGGGAUAUCGACGAGGAUACCGAAAACAGGUUGCCGAGAUAUGUAGCGGCAAUUGAUCACGCCAUGCGAAGCCGAUCAAUGUUGCCGGAUGAAGUUCCGAGGCCGAUUACGGUCGGGACCGUUGUUAAGUACAAGAUUGAGGGAGAAAUCGAAUCGUGUCAUUGCGUUAUAUGCUUGGAAGAGUUCAAAGAUGGGGAUACUUGUAGGGUUCUUCCUAACUGCAAACAUAUGUACCAUCAACUUUGUAUAGAUAAAUGGUUGGUUAAGGAUGAGGGUUGCCCUCUCUGUCGUGGUUCAGUCUACACUUUGGAACUAACAUCGUAUCCCACCACUUGA